This is a messenger RNA of Chaetomium fimeti, 1291 nucleotides long. Its product is annotated as Alpha/Beta hydrolase protein. NCBI's taxonomy places the organism in Eukaryota, Fungi, Ascomycota, Sordariomycetes, Sordariales, Chaetomiaceae. Gene Ontology annotation, molecular function: triacylglycerol lipase activity. The transcript has 3 exons. The record is from RefSeq and is a predicted model, not a curated record. The coding region runs from base 111 to 1142 and encodes 343 amino acids. Gene Ontology annotation, biological process: lipid metabolic process.
AGCUUCUAAAACGUGAAGCAGCUUGUCUCAUCUUUUUUCUCCCUGGUUUUCUUUUCUCCCUUUUUUUGGUGGUGUUAAUGUUAACGAGGUAGGGAGUUGACGGCAGAUCAAUGCAGAGGUUGCCAGUGGCUUUUCGGUCCGCGUCAUGGCUUGAUCCUGUCGCGUCCGUCCGCCCUUAUGCAGGAAACCAGACGAUUUGUCGGUCUGCAGGUCCAAGACGGCACUUGGGCGUCUAUGCACCUCUUUGCCGCCAUCUUGCACCAACAGACGCGCGGAUCAAGGGUCUGGGCAAAGAGAUAGCCGACGAGUAUGCCCUGCUCAGGGACAGUUACAAAGCCCCCAAACACCCCAUCGUACUUGCCCAUGGUCUGUUGGGAUUCGCCGAGUUGAAGCUGGCCGGAUCCUACCUGCCUAGCAUUCACUACUGGCACGGAAUCAGAGAAGCUCUCAGUGCUAAUCAUGCCGAAGUCAUCACCGCCUCGGUGCCCCCAAGCGGCUCCAUCGAGAAGCGGGCCGCCAAGUUGGCCGAGGACAUCGAAGCCCAAGCGCACGGCAAGAGCGUCAACAUCGUGGCUCACAGUAUGGGGGGCUUGGACGCCCGGUACAUGAUCUCUCAACUCCAACCCACCAGCUUCAAGGUCAAGUCUCUCAUCACCGUGGCCACCCCACACCACGGCAGUCCCUUUGCCGAUUAUCUCAUCGACGGCAUCGGGCCAAAUUAUCUGCCUCGUUUAUACCAUCUCUGGGAGCGGACGACCGGGUGGGAGCCGAACGCCUUUGCCCAGCUCACGACAAAGUACAUGGCCGAAGAGUUCAACCCCAAGACCCCGAACAACCCGACGGUGCGCUACUUUUCGUACGGCGCCACGGUCAAGCACAAACCGCCGUUGUUGAGCCCGUUCCGUCACGCUCACCGCGUGAUUGAAGAGCGCGAGGGGCCAAAUGACGGCCUCGUCAGUGUCGAGAGUAGCAAAUGGGGUAGUUACAAGGGGACCCUACUGGGCGUCAACCAUCUCGACUUGAUCAACUGGAGCAAUAGGCUUCGAUUUACAGUGCAAAAGUGGAUGGGCCACCCACCGUCAUUUAAUGCAGUGGCUUUCUAUCUCGACAUUGGUGAUAUGCUGGCUGAGGAAGGGUUGUAGGCCAACGCAGGGUUCAUAUCCCAAGACCACUUCAAGUCUAGGCAACUACUGCUUUCGCCAGCCUUUCUAGGCCACCCGACGCCGGCUAGACGCUUUGGGGCCUUUCCGGGUAGCUGCACCGGGUGCAGAAGAAGGCCCGGGACUGAACC